UGCUCUUUUUCUUUUUUAUACGUUAAGGUGCUCUUGAAAGAUUCUCGAUUUUGCUUCUAUUCGCGACGCAGAUAAAGCUUAACGCUCGGAAUAUCUUUGCACACGCAAAAUCACUUUUAUCCUCCGGUCGACGCUUCUCGCCGUUUUUUUUCGUCAGGAGUUCAGCGAUUUUAGAAUUACCGCGGAGUGACAAAAGUGACGUUUCCUUUUGUUUUGGUCGAGCUUCCACGUCUCGUGUUAAUCAGCUGUUGCGAUUUUUCGAAAGAUUGUAUCGGAUAGAGCAUAAUGCUCUAAGUGUUAAUUUCUGAGAUUAGUCAAGUUGAAUCUUUGGAUAACAAUGAAUUUCUCAGAGAAAGGACUGGAUAGCCUACUCAAGGAAGAAUGGAUAUCGAAACUGGAAGAGAAGACUUACAUCCAAAAAAUGUCAAUGAACAACAUGAUCAUGAAUUAUCUAGUCACAGAAGGAUUCAAGGAAGCUGCCGAGAAGUUCCAACAGGAGUCGGGAGUAGGUCCGACGGUGGAACUGAGCUCCCUGGAUGACAGGAUCCGUAUUCGAGACGCUAUACAGAACGGUCAUAUCCAGGAAGCGACAGAUUUGGUGAAUCAGCUACAUCCUGAAUUGUUGGACAACGACAGAUAUCUUUACUUUCACCUGCAACAGUUGCAUUUGAUUGAACUGAUACGCACAGGCAGAGUCGAGGAGGCGCUUCAGUUCGCCCAGGAUCAACUCAGCGAAGCUGGCGAGUCAGAUGAUAAUAUAUUGUGCGAGUUGGAACGUACAUUGGCACUGUUGGCUUUUGAUGAACCACAUAAGAGCCCAUUCAGCGACCUUCUACAUCCCACACAUAGACAAAAAAUUGCAAGCGAAUUGAAUGCUGCUAUAUUGAAAAUGGAACACAGAGAAUCUACCAGCCCUCGUCUCAAUAAUCUGUUGAAGAUGAUACUAUGGGCUCAAGAGGAAUUAGACAAGAAAAAAGUAAAAUAUCACAAGAUGACUGAUCUAGGUAGUGCCACAAUUGAAGAAACAAAAUAAUUUUAUAGUAGACAGAGAUUGAGAGCGUUUCUCAGCCUUAUUUAUAAAUGCGAUAAAUGAAUGUCUUGAAUUGACCUUUAAAUGUAAUCUUGUGUAAAUUGCUAUAUUCAUUUUGUAGAAAAGUAUAUUCGAAUUUUAAUCUUGUAUAACAAAUUAGAGAGGAAGAUGGUGUGUAGAAUCAUUAAUCUGUUAUAAUAAGAAUGUAAUGAUUAAAUUAAUACAUCGUUGUUACAAUUAGUAAGUAUAAGAGAUAAGAAUGCUUAUUGCGAUUAUUUCUUGUCUUUCGAAAUGUAAUGUUAACAUAACAGGUAGAGGUAUUUUCAGACUUUGUGUACAUGCAAUAUUUACUAGGAAUAGACACGCAAUAUCACACGCAAAUUAAGACUUACAUAUGACUCCGGCUAUUAGCCUAUAUAAGGUAAUAUAAUUGUAAAGAUACAUACAAAUAUAACAUGUGAUAAUAUGCAUAUUACAAUAGUCUUAAAAAAGUAACAGCCUUCACAGAGACGCUCUUACAGUAAUUAUUUUCAAAGUUAUAGAAAAGUUUAUUUUUAGGAUAAUAGAUAAUAAUUUCGUUUAAUCUUUAAGUUAAUGUCCCGCUUAAAAGUUUCCUUCCAAAAGAUUAAUAUAUUGUUUAUCAUAGUUUCCUUUCUAUAAUUUUUAAUAUAUUUUCAAUAUAAAG
Molecule: messenger RNA, 1715 nt
Organism: Trachymyrmex septentrionalis
Lineage: Eukaryota; Metazoa; Arthropoda; Insecta; Hymenoptera; Formicidae
Gene: Hou
Product: glucose-induced degradation protein 8 homolog
Exons: 3
Coding region: 338-1033 (231 amino acids)
Biological process (GO): proteasome-mediated ubiquitin-dependent protein catabolic process
Cellular component (GO): nucleus; cytoplasm
Molecular function (GO): protein binding
Source: RefSeq, a predicted model, not a curated record